Molecule: messenger RNA, 924 nt
Organism: Andrographis paniculata
Lineage: Eukaryota; Viridiplantae; Streptophyta; Magnoliopsida; Lamiales; Acanthaceae
Product: bidirectional sugar transporter SWEET14-like
Exons: 6
Coding region: 1-924 (307 amino acids)
Biological process (GO): carbohydrate transport
Cellular component (GO): membrane
Molecular function (GO): sugar transmembrane transporter activity
Source: RefSeq, a predicted model, not a curated record
AUGAAUCAAUAUUUGGAUUUUUCCUUUGGCCUUCUAGGCAACAUUGUCUCCUUCAUGGUGUUUCUUGCACCAGUGCCAACAUUUUACCAAAUUUACAAGAGGAAAUCGACGGAAGGGUUCCAAUCAGUCCCAUAUGUAGUUGGUUUGUUCAGCGCCAUGCUGUGGAUAUACUACGCCUUCCUCAAGACCGACACCAUGCUUCUUAUUACAAUCAAUUCGGUUGGAUGCUUUAUUCAGACAGUAUACAUUACCUUAUACUUAGUCUAUGCACCAAAAAGUGCUCGGAUGCAAACAAUGGUCCAUGUUGUUGUGUUAAAUAUGGUGGGCAUGGGACUAAUUGUUCUGUUGACACAUCUUCUAUUGGUGGAAUCCUCAUCCCGUGCCACCGUCGUUGGAUGGAUUUGUCUUGUCUUCUCCAUAUGCGUAUUCAUUGCUCCUCUAUGCGUCGUGAGACAAGUAAUACGAACCAAGAGUGUCGAAUACAUGCCAUUUCUUCUAUCAUUAUUUCUCACUCUCAGCGCAGUUAUGUGGUUCUUCUACGGCUUGAUUCGCAAAGACUACAACAUCGCUAUUCCAAAUGUUUUAGGGUUUACAUUUGGAGUGCUGCAAAUGGUGCUGUACUUAGUGUACAGGAAAGCUAAAAAAGUGGUCCAACUGGAGGGGAAGCUGAAUGAGAUAGUGUCAGCAGUACACAUGGAAGACACCAACAAAUGCUCUGAUGACUUGAAAGAGCAAAUUAUCGACGUUGUGAAGCUGAGUGCCGUUGCAGUUGUGUGUCCGGACAUCAUUCCAAAUAUUCCGAGGAUUGUGGAUGAGCAUGCAGCAGCAGCCAUAAUCAACUUGGAUCAAGAUGUCAAAAUCAGUACUGAUCCUAAAUCUCCUCAUCCUGACACUAUUUUCCACGAAAUGGAAACUAUCAAUUGA